AUGCUUGACAGUACAUCCAAUCGAAAAGAGAACACUCCUCUAGAGCUAGUUUCAAAGAGAAUUCGGAGAGAUUCUCAUCAGGAAGCAACGCCUCCAUUCAAGAAACAUAAGAGAUCCGAGUGGCCAACUAGUACGGAACCGUCUGCAGGAUAUUCUACACGUUCUAUUUCAGAUUCCGCUCUGGAAGACCAAGAUUUAAUUACACUAUCUCGUGUAGAUACACCACCAAGAAAAGAUGGGGUUGAUGCAAGAACAUCUCCUAGCAAGGUGAUAACAUUCACAUCACCAUUGGAAACUGGUCCUUCCAGUCAGAUUCAUGCAAGAAUUUCAGAGAUCAAGAGUAUCUUGGCCACCAAAGAGAAUACUCCCGCUUCUCCACUUUCACUUCAAUCAAGCAGUGAUGUAUCUCCCCCAUCGUUAUCUGGGCCAAGCGAUGAUAUGCUUCCCCCACCUUCUCCUCGACCAAAGAACCUCAGGCUUCCUCCACCUUCCCCGCGACCAGAGAAUCUCACACUUCCUCCCCUUCCACCUCGACCGAGCAGUGAUAUAUCUUCCCCACCGUCACCUGGACCAAGCGAUGACAUGCUUCCUCCACCUUCCCCGCGACCAAAGAAUCUCACGCUUCCUGUCCUUCCACCUCGACCGAGCAAUACCAUACCUCCCCCACCUCGACCAACCAAUGCUAUGUUUCCUCCUCUUCCACCUCGGCCGAGCAAUACCAUGCCUCCCCCACCUCGACCAACUAACUCUAAAGUAUCUCGUGGUAAUAACACUGGCAAAGAUCAGGAAAGAAUGUCGUCAUCUGCUUCAACUUCCCCAUCUUCUUCCCAAACGCUCAAUCCUAAGCCGGUCAAAUUGCGCCUCAAGUUAAUCAAUAGCAAAAAGCUCAUCAAUGGCAAAUCCAGAAAACGGAAUAUAGGUAAAUGUCUCGCUGAUGAUGAGGCAAUUGAUGUCACCCAUGACAUCCAUGUUUCCAAAGAAAGUGAUAGUGACGAGAAAGUUGAUAGGGAAGAGGGAUUGGCUGAAGAAACUGGUACUUUAAAAUUCAGUACCUCAACCGUAUCACCGCAGACCAGCCCACCGAUGACACGUUCAUCGCAAAUCAACCGAGGAACUAUGCUUGAGUCAUCCAAGGCUAAAAGCGUAUAUUCUGAGGUAAUCAAAAUGCUCAGACAAUCAAAAAAGAGUUUAAGGCCCAAGAAUGAUGGAAUUCCUUUCCCCAAUCCUCCGGAACCCCCCUACGCUACUACUUACCGAGGAUUAGACUUGAAGGCCCAAAUAGAAGCUCAUAAGUGUGAACUUUGUAUUCCUUAUGGUUGGAAAAUUCCUAACCCCCGACUAGAAAAUCCCCCUAUCCCGGGGCCUCUCUACCGCAAAGUCCUUCACCUGCGAAGAGAUUGUGACAAAACCAUCACUACUGCCAUCGAGUUUACAGAUGUUCUGGGCGAAGAUAAUGUCCACGCAUUUCUUGAUCGUGCGGAAAAUGAUGCCUACAAUGCAGGUAUGCCUAAGAAUCUCGAACCUAGAAUACUCGCGGUGAGAUGGGAUAAUGGAGCCCAGAUGGGCAGUCAAGUAUACCGAUCGAUUUACAGUUUCUAUCGUGAUCCAUACGUUUUUGUAGUCGGCCACUCUUUGGGAUGGAGACUCGUAAUUGAGAAAAUGCGCGGCAUGUUUCUGUCAAAACAGAACUGGAUCAUUUGGUGGACGGAGAAGGAUUAUGAUGAAGAUUGGAAUACCGAUCUUUCGCGAUGA
Molecule: messenger RNA, 1752 nt
Organism: Botrytis porri
Lineage: Eukaryota; Fungi; Ascomycota; Leotiomycetes; Helotiales; Sclerotiniaceae
Exons: 1
Coding region: 1-1752 (583 amino acids)
Source: RefSeq, a predicted model, not a curated record